This is a messenger RNA of Prunus armeniaca (apricot), 462 nucleotides long. The record is from the annotation of a GenBank genome assembly. NCBI's taxonomy places the organism in Eukaryota, Viridiplantae, Streptophyta, Magnoliopsida, Rosales, Rosaceae.
AUGCCAGAGCAAGCCGAGGAGCCAAAAGACCACCCUUCGAUGUCAUCUCAAGACGAAGAAGAAGAAGAAGAAGAAAAAUUUCUGUCAGUGUUGGGGAAAGAGUGGAUAAAGAUUGGAGAUGAGUAUUUCCCAAACCCUGUAGCAAUGCCCCCAUCAGAACAAUUCAUCAACACGGAGGAAAUUGAAACAGAGCCGUCGGUUCAAUCUGGAAAGAAUAUGCAGCGAAAAAGAAGAUUUGAAUCUGAAAAACAACAAGAAAAUGUUCCUGAGUUGCCAAAUGAAAUUCCCAACAAUGCGUUGCUCAAGAAUCAUAGUCAUAAGUUGAAAGACAAGUAUGUGAAGCUGCAAUUUAUAAACAGGGGUUUUAUGUCGAAAACAGAGGAGAUGGAAGAAGAAGAAGAAGAAAAGUUGGCAUCGCCCUACAGUUUUAGAACCUCGAGGAGGUACCUUUAUCGUGAUUAA